Molecule: messenger RNA, 1442 nt
Organism: Vigna umbellata (rice bean)
Lineage: Eukaryota; Viridiplantae; Streptophyta; Magnoliopsida; Fabales; Fabaceae
Source: RefSeq, a predicted model, not a curated record
AAGUGGCAGUAAAAUUUUAUUUUCUGUUUAUUCAGGUGAAUUCUCAGCUCAUCAGCAAUGUCUGCACUGAUGCACUCUCUGCAGAGAAGUAUUAUUAUUUUAUCCGUCUUAUGGGGCGCAAGGCCUCACACGUUGCAUUGGAAUGCACUCUCCAGUCCCAUCCAAACAUGGUAAUUCUUGGUGAGGAGGUUGCUGCAUCAAAGCUGACCCUUUUUGAAAUAACAAAACAGAUUACUGAUGCAGUUCAGACCAGGGCGGAGCAAGACAAAUACCAUGGAGUAAUCCUCCUACCAGAAGGGCUGAUAGAGAGCAUUCCUGAAGUGUAUGCACUCUUGAAGGAAAUUCAUGGCUUACUCAGACAAGGUGUUGCUGUUGACAAGAUAUCUUCUCAGCUUUCACCAUGGGCAUCUGCUCUAUUUGAAUUUUUGCCUCCUUUUAUUAGGCGACAGUUGCUCCUUUACCCUGAAUCCGAUGACUCGGCACAGUUAUCACAGAUUGAAACUGAGAAAUUACUAGCAUAUCUUGUGGAAGCAGAGAUAAACAAGCGCCUGAAAGAAGGUACAUACAAGGGAAAGAAGUUCAAUGCCAUUUGCCACUUUUUUGGUUAUCAAGCUCGUGGAUCUCUUCCAUCAAAAUUUGACUGUGAUUACGCAUAUGUCCUUGGACACAUCUGCUACCAUAUACUUGCCGCAGGUCUUAAUGGGUACAUGGCAACUGUAACUAACCUGAAGAAUCCUGUAAACAAGUGGCGAUGUGGGGCUGCUCCAAUAGCAGCUAUGAUGACUGUGAAACGAUGGUCUCCAAAUCCAGGAGCCACAUCAAUUGGAAAACCUGCUAUUCAUCCAGCUACCGUGGACUUGAGAGGCAAAGCUUAUGAGCUGUUGAGAAAAAAUGCAACAAGCUUUCUCAUGGAUGAUAUUUACAGAAAUCCAGGUCCACUUCAGUUUGAUGGUCCUGGUGCAGAUGCCAAAGUCAUAACUCUCUCUGUUGAAGACCAGGACUACAUGGGCCGCAUUAAGAAGCUUCAGGAGUACCUUGAACAGGUCCGAACCAUUGUAAAACCAGGGUGCCCUCAGGAGGUUUUGAAGGCGGCACUCAGCGUGAUGGCGUCGGUGACCGAAGUUCUGGCAGCCAUGUCAACCACUUCUACGAACAGUCUGGCAGCCCUUUGAGAGGAGCAGAUGGAAGUUGUAUUCUUUUCCAAUAUUUUCAGGCCUAAGGUUUUAGUUUCUUCAUUUUGUAGCCAUGGAAGUAGUUGUUGAAUGGAAAUAAGAGUUAGAUCCGACAUGGUGCAUGUCAAGGUGAGAUUAUACUGUAGUCAAAGUUUUGGCUCUGUGUUCCCAACUGGGUCAUAUUUUUUUGUUUUUUUGAAGACACGAGAGUUCAUUCCAUGUGAGACAAUGUUUGAUAAUUUAGCUUGGUGCUUGAGAUUGUUACUGUUA